AUGGCGCCCGGCCAGCUCGCUUUAUUUAGUGUCUCGGACAAAUCCGGCCUCGUGGAAUUUGCCAGAAACCUAACUUGUGCAGGUUUGAAUCUGGUUGCUUCUGGAGGGACUGCAAAAGCUCUGAGGGAUGCCGGCCUAGCUGUACGCGAUGUCUCAGAGCUGACAGGAUUUCCUGAAAUGCUUGGGGGCCGUGUGAAAACCCUGCACCCUGCUGUGCACGCAGGAAUCUUGGCUCGUAAUAUCCCAGAAGAUAAUGCUGACAUGAGCAGACUUGAUUUCAAUCUUAUAAGAGUUGUUGUCUGCAAUCUGUAUCCAUUUGUGAAGACUGUGGCUUCUCCAGACGUUACUGUGGAGGCAGCCGUUGAACAAAUUGACAUUGGUGGGGUCACCUUACUGAGAGCAGCAGCUAAAAACCACGCACGUGUGACGGUCGUGUGUGACCCAGAGGACUACACAGCGGUGUCGGUGGAGAUGCAGAGCUCUGACAGCAAAGACACCUCCUUAGAGACUAGACGCCAGUUAGCCUUAAAGGCGUUCACUCAUACGGCACAAUAUGAUGAAGCAAUUUCAGAUUACUUCAGGAGACAGUAUAGUAAAGGACUAUCUCAGAUGCCCCUGAGGUAUGGAAUGAACCCUCACCAAACGCCUGCCCAGUUAUACACGCUGAGACCCAAGCUUCCCAUCACAGUUCUAAAUGGAGCCCCUGGGUUUAUAAACUUGUGCGAUGCCCUGAAUGCCUGGCAGCUGGUAAAGGAACUCAAAGAAGCCUUAGCCAUUCCAGCCGCUGCCUCUUUCAAACAUGUCAGUCCAGCAGGCGCUGCCGUUGGAAUUCCACUCAGUGAGGAUGAGGCCAAAGUCUGCAUGGUGUAUGAUCUCUACAAAGCCCUCACACCCCUAUCAACUGCAUACGCUAGAGCAAGAGGGGCUGAUAGAAUGUCUUCAUUUGGUGAUUUUGUUGCAUUAUCUGAUGUUUGUGAUGUCCCUACUGCCAAAAUUAUCUCCAGAGAGGUAUCUGAUGGCAUUAUUGCCCCAGGAUACGAAGAAGAAGCCUUGAAAAUUCUUUCUAAAAAGAAAAAUGGAAACUAUUGUGUUCUCCAGAUGGACCAGUCUUACAAACCAGAUGAAGAUGAAGUUCGAACUCUCUUUGGUCUUCGUUUAAGCCAGAAGAGAAACAAUGGUGUCAUCGAUGGGUCUUUGUUUAGCAAUGUUGUUACCAAGAAUAAAGAUCUGCCAGAGUCUGCGUGCAGGGACCUCAUCGUCUCCACCAUCGCUGUCAAGUACACUCAGUCCAAUUCUGUGUGCUAUGCCAAGAACGGUCAGGUUAUUGGCAUUGGAGCAGGACAGCAGUCUCGGAUUCACUGCACACGCCUAGCAGGGGAUAAGGCUAACUACUGGUGGCUUAGACAUCAUCCACGAGUGCUGUCCAUGAAGUUUAAAACUGGAGUGAAGAGAGCAGAAAUCUCUAAUGCUAUCGAUCAGUAUGUUACCGGAACCAUUGGCGAGGGUGAAGAUUUGGUGAAAUGGAAGGCACUGUUUGAGGAAGUCCCUGAGUUACUAACCGAGGCAGAGAAGAAGGACUGGGUUGACAAACUAAGUGAAGUUUCUGUCAGUUCUGAUGCCUUCUUCCCCUUCAGGGACAAUGUAGACAGAGCUAAAAGGAGUGGUGUGGCGUACAUUGCUGCUCCUUCCGGUUCUGCUGCGGAUAAGGUUGUGAUUGAGGCAUGCAAUGAACUGGGGAUAAUCCUCAUUCACACCAGUCUUCGGCUCUUUCAUCAUUGA
Chrysochloris asiatica (Cape golden mole) is the source of this 1779-nucleotide messenger RNA. RefSeq names its product 5-aminoimidazole-4-carboxamide ribonucleotide formyltransferase/IMP cyclohydrolase (gene ATIC). Lineage: Eukaryota; Metazoa; Chordata; Mammalia; Afrosoricida; Chrysochloridae. The record is from RefSeq and is a predicted model, not a curated record. Gene Ontology annotation, molecular function: IMP cyclohydrolase activity; phosphoribosylaminoimidazolecarboxamide formyltransferase activity. The coding region runs from base 1 to 1779 and encodes 592 amino acids. Gene Ontology annotation, biological process: 'de novo' IMP biosynthetic process. Gene Ontology annotation, cellular component: cytosol. The transcript has 16 exons.